UGUUACUUGCUUACUCUAAUUUAUGUUUCAUCAUGGAUAAGAUAAUUUUCUGCCUACUGUGUUACGUCAGCUUCACGAUGGCAGUUAAAUGGCCGAGGGGGACAUAUACUUUAGUCAAACCAAAAUCUGGUUGUCCGAAACACUUUCAUGAAGGAUGGCGAGAGCAAGACACCGAAGACUUCAAUAAUAAAAACAGAUUAACUGCUGGACAUCAUUUCUUUGGUCACUUUGACGAUUCGACUUUGAAGUUCCACUAUUGUACCAAAGAUCCCAAUCACUUUCAUGGCGAAGGAAACUGGCCUUCCGGGAACUACUGUAUUUUAAAGCAUUAUACUUGUCCACCAGGUUUUCGUACUGGAAUGGUACGCUGGGACGAUGAGGAUUAUGUAAAUGGAAAUGGUUAUGGCGGAACACUACCUAAUGGAUAUUUUGGGGCUGACACCAGGAUAUAUUACUGCUGCAGAAAUGACGAGUAUUACUGGAAGGCAAUUGUACUACCAACAGACACACCGUUUUAUUUGAUGAGGUUUACUUCUCAGUGUCAAAAGGUCAGAGGAAUGAACGUCAGGGAAGAACACGUGCAUUUUGAUGACGAGGAUUAUAACAACCGAAACUCAGUAUACGGAAGUUAUCCCUUUGGAGCCGGAGGAGAAGACCAUGAUCUGUAUUACUGCUAUUAUGCCCCUCGUUAUUGAAAACAAUCUCUCUAUCUCUCGAUACUACUCGCACUCAAAUUUUGAGUAGAAGACAAUUGAAGACGUGUACAUAACUGUUCUCAUCUUUAUAUCCAUGUUACAUGUGUACUGUACCGGUCUUGUAAAGUAGGCUUUCCUUACAAAAAAGUGCUCUUAGAGUAGGAUUUUCCUAACGAAAUCCAAUAUCCGUUUCGACUUUUCAGAGGGAAAAUCCUACUCUUGAUAGUUAUAGUGUGCGAUUUUCUCUAGAGCCAAUCCCUAAAAUAAAAUAUCUAUAUUUAUUUAUAAGGCGAGGGGGGCAACAUAUUGAUACAUGAAUGAAUUUUGAUAUUAUAAAUCUUAAUUUCCUCACUAACCGUCACGCGCAUUAAAGAUCAAACUGGUUUCUAGAAAAUCAAGCUAAUU
Molecule: messenger RNA, 1100 nt
Organism: Saccostrea cuccullata (small rock oyster)
Lineage: Eukaryota; Metazoa; Mollusca; Bivalvia; Ostreida; Ostreidae
Exons: 5
Coding region: 33-695 (220 amino acids)
Source: RefSeq, a predicted model, not a curated record